AUGUUCAUUGUCAACCUUCCCUCACUCACAGCCCUCCUCGCCUUAUCGACCCAUACCCUCGCAAAUGGAAUCCCUGUCGUCGUCUCUCCUGGUCUCAACGUCUCUUCCAACGCCAACGUGACAGCCCACAUCCCCUCGUGCACAAACCUCACCAACAAUGCCCCUAGCCCCUACUGCUAUACUAAGCUGCAAGAAACAGCCUACCUCACAAACUGGAACCUGACAUCCCCAGAAAUCUGCGCCCCGGACGAGCUCUGGUCGACAUGCUUCCUGCGUUCGAUAUACGGAAAGCCGGGUCCAAACUGCACCACCCUCACCAACGACACCAAGACCUGCGAGCAAUACAACUGCACCUCGUUGUCGCUAAGCUCGGCACUGUGCCCUGAGCCAACGGCGUCAAACGCCACGUCAAACGCCACGGCAGAAUCCGCCGAGGAAUGGUACGGCGCCUGGAACCUCUACGCCCUCCAGCACCACAUCGCGACCUGGUCCGCCGCCCUCGCCGCCGACACCUCCACCAAAGCCAUCCUCGCCGCCGUCCACCCUCGCACCCCCAACACCGCAACCUCCCUCCUCACGACCCUCAUCCCCAAAUACGGCCUCAACACCAGCACCGUCGCCGACGCCGCCUUGGUCCGACUGCUCGCGCUGCCGACGGGGAGGCCGGAGCCCGCGUACGGGAACGCGAGGGGCCGGGGCGAGAGGAGCUCCUUGUCGGGGCCGCAGUGGCAGGUGGCGCUGCGGACGCGGUUGGGGCAGGUGUUGGAUCUGGCGAUGGGGCGGUCUGGGGAUUUUUUGGGGGCCGUGGAGGGUGGGGGGUAUAGUGCGAGGGGGUUGGCGAGUGUGGGGAAUUUGACGAGGAGUUUGAGGGAUGGUUGA
Letharia columbiana is the source of this 879-nucleotide messenger RNA. RefSeq lists its product as uncharacterized. The record is from RefSeq and is a predicted model, not a curated record. The transcript has a single exon. Bases 1 to 879 code for a protein of 292 amino acids. NCBI's taxonomy places the organism in Eukaryota, Fungi, Ascomycota, Lecanoromycetes, Lecanorales, Parmeliaceae.